Messenger RNA from Parastagonospora nodorum SN15, 750 nucleotides. RefSeq lists its product as hypothetical. The record is from RefSeq and is a predicted model, not a curated record. The transcript is spliced from 2 exons. Lineage: Eukaryota; Fungi; Ascomycota; Dothideomycetes; Pleosporales; Phaeosphaeriaceae. The coding region runs from base 1 to 750 and encodes 249 amino acids.
AUGGCAAUGAAUGGCAUGAAGAAGGAUCGCAAACAUGAUCUGGGAUUGAUCUACCCGGACCACAGCAGACAGCUGUGGGAGUCCUUGCGCGAGCCUGCGAAAUGCGAAAGGCAAGGUGUUGGGUUGGAUGCGUCGUGCGAUGAAGAACGUCUUGCACGGCAUCAUGAUUCUGCCAUGGUCCGCCUAGCCAGGCCGCGUUUCGACCGAGCGUGCCCAGGUAGUGGUCCUGACAAUCCCGAUCGGAGCCAUGCAAAGCCCGAGAGCCUUUCAAGGCAGAACACUCGGGAUACAACCAACGACGAGUGCCGGGCUGACCGGACGCCAUACGCCCGCCAUACGCGCAGGCAGAAGUAUUGCAUUCUUGGUCGCCUAGCCGACAGCCACACUGCGCGAGGGGAGGCUGUCCAGGUACCUGCGCAACACGCUUCGCAACACGCUUCGCAACACGCUUCGCAACACUUCUUCCGGGUACGAGCACGAGUACGAGGCCGCGCAUGUGGCUCCCUCCAGGGCUCUCAGAAGGCUGCAUGUGUCCAAGUGCCUUGGCGUCUUGACCGGAUGGGCGAUUUCUUGCGGGCAGGUUUGCGAGACAGGAUCGCUGAGCCAUGCGACGUGCGUCUGCCUGGGUGGGGCAUCUCGAUAGGAUCCGCCAGGGUCUACCGUGCCGCACUGGCCGCACUGGCCGCACUGGCCGCCAAAAGUCGGUCAAUCCAAAACUUCUGCCAUGCACAUGCAGGCGCGCAGAUGUGA